CCGUGUUGUUUCUCUCCAGUCAGAGUGGCUCUCUAGUAUUCAUCAUGGCGAUGCAUGCGAAGGCAACUCCACCACAGAUCCCCGACACUCGUCGGGAGCUGGCGGAACUGGUGAAAAGGAAACAAGAACUCGCCGAGACGUUAGUGAACUUGGAAAGACAGAUCUAUGCCUUCGAGGGCAGCUACCUAGAAGACACCCAGAUGUAUGGCAACAUCAUCAGAGGAUGGGACAGAUACCUCACCAACCAAAAGAAUUCAAAUAGUAAAACCGACAGACGAAAUCGGAAAUUUAAAGAAGCAGAGCGUUUGUUCAGCAAGUCGUCAGUUACGUCGGUAGCGGCAGUGUGCGCACUCGGGGGAAUACCUGAUCACAUGAACGAGAAACGAGAACCGGGCAGCGGCACGGAGAGCGACGCCUCGCCGGACCUCCAGAACCAGGAGAACGAGCCCAGCCAGGAGGACACGGAGGACGGGGACGGGGCCCUGCAGGACCUCAAGCCCCAGAAGGCCGCCUCCUCCUCCUCCACGGGCAGUCACCACGGCAACCACAAGAAGAGGAAGAACAAGAACCGACACAGUCCUUCUGCAAUGUUUGAUUAUGACUUUGAGUUCGACAUGAAGGUGAACAAGAAACCACGAGCGGACUUCUCCACCUGACGGUCUGGGUCAACUGGACUUGGCGCGGGGAACAAGAAGACCUAACAGUGACUCUUUCUGGACUAUUGUCGGCUCUCUCUGCGCCUUUCGGUGGUCGUCCGUUUUUGUUUUCGUCCCGUUUUAUUUCUGCCUGUAUCGUGUAUAGUUCUUAAACCAUUCCCCCUUGUUUGCUUCCAUUUUUCCAUGGUUUUGUGAUGAAUGCCUUUACCUUACCAAUAAAAGCUGUGUGACCUAUUCGAGCUCAGCCAGGGCUACUUGAAGUGGAGUGCUCAACUGCGUCAUAUUGUAUAGUGUUAAAAAUCAACAUAUUUAUUAUCCCAGUCUCAUGUUUCCCCAGUGUAACAAAAACAAUUAUUUCGGUUAGCAUUUCGUAGUCUUAGCGUUAUACCUCCUUCUGACGAGAGCUUCUUUUAUUCCACAAACUUCUUUUUCAUAAAAAUUGUAAUAAAAGAUCAAGGUAUCA
Molecule: messenger RNA, 1119 nt
Organism: Gadus macrocephalus (Pacific cod)
Lineage: Eukaryota; Metazoa; Chordata; Actinopteri; Gadiformes; Gadidae
Gene: meaf6
Product: MYST/Esa1-associated factor 6
Exons: 8
Coding region: 45-656 (203 amino acids)
Cellular component (GO): NuA4 histone acetyltransferase complex
Source: RefSeq, a predicted model, not a curated record